AGUUGCUGGGGGAGUGGGAGCGGGGGUCGGGUGUCCAAGGUUGAGAGGGCUGGUCUGCGUUCGGUGGGCUCCCUAUGGAGCCCGCCUCCGUUGGGGCACUCCUAUUCCAUUCAUCCGGCUUUUGGCCCGUGCCUUCCACUCCAUGUGCCAGCCCCCGGGUCCCCCCAUGGAGGCCUUCCCCGGGACCCCCUCAUCUCCAUUCCCCCCAGACUCCUUUUUUGCACCCUGACCCUAACCCUCCCAAGCAUCUCUACUCCCACCGCCCUUCUACCUGUGCCAUCAGCCUCCCCCUUUCCUCAAGUGCUUUUUGGGGACCCUGCACUCUCAAGAUCCUCUUUUCCCUAUAAUAGUUAAACGAGGAAAAUUGGGCCAAGCUGAGUGGGUGAGGUAUUCUUGAGGGAAAAUGAAUUUGGAUGCAGUGAUGAAUAACAACAUUUACAUGGUGUUUGAGGGCUUGCAUAGUGCUUUUCAAAUGUUACUUCCUAACUAUGUGACUCUAGGGAAGUCACUUAACCCCCAUUGCCUAACCCUUAACCUUGGAACCAAUAUUUUGCAUCAAUUGUUGGCUUGUGGUGAUGUUGAAGGAAAAUUUGAUGUUUUAUUCAAUAGAGUUCGAGCAAUUCAGAAGAAAAGUGGAAAUUUUGAUCUGCUGUUGUGUGUAGGUGAUUUCUUUGGCUCAACACCAAAUGCUGAAUGGGAGGAAUAUAAGACAGGAGCCAAGAAAGCACCCAUUCAAACUUAUGUGCUCGGUGCGAAUAACCAAGAAGCUGUCAAGUAUUUCCCGGAUAUUGAUGGGUGUGAACUGGCUGAAAACAUUACUUACUUAGGUAGAAAAGGUGUUUUCACUGGUGCCUCAGGAUUACAGAUUGCGUACCUCAGUGGGACAGAGUCCUUGGCUCAGCCUUCACCUCCUUACAGCUUUACCUCCAAGGAUGUAUGCUCACUGCAGGCAGCUUUGCGGUCCACAUCACAGUUUAAAGGUGUUGAUGUCUUAUUGACAUCCCCAUGGCCCAAGGGUGUGGGGAACUUUGGGAAUGCUUCUGGGGAUGUAGAUACCAAAAAACAUGGCUCCUCUUUGAUCUCCCAUCUUGCCAUGGACUUGAAGCCCAGGUAUCACUUUGCUGCCUUGGAAAAGACUUAUUAUGAGAGGCUUCCUUAUCGAAACCACAUAGUCCUCCAGGAGAGUGCUCAGCAUGUUACUCGGUUCAUAGCUCUGGCAAAUGUUGGAAAUACAGAGAAGAGAAAGUACCUUUAUGCAUUCAGUAUCCUUCCACUUAAUUUGAUGGAUGGGGCAGAGCUAGUGAAGCAGCCACCAGAUGUCACUGAAAACCCAUACAGAAAAUCUGGGAAGGAAGCAUUGUCAGGAAAACAGGGCCUGGCUUCACAGGAAGAACCAGCCUGUCAGUUUUUCUUUGAUUUAAGCAAAAAGCAGGGAAAGAAACGUCAGUCCACUGGGGGAGACAGCAAGAGUAUUUCCCCCAAGCAGCCUCGGAAACCACCUCAGCCCCUGGGGCCCUGCUGGUUCUGUCUCGCCAGUCCUGAAGUGGAAAAACAUUUAGUAGUCAGCAUUGGCACCCAUUGCUACCUUGCCCUGGCCAAAGGUGGUUUAUCUGAUGAUCAUGUUCUGAUCUUGCCCAUUGGUCACUACCAGUCAGUGGUGGAUCUCUCAAGAGAGGUGGUUGAAGAGGUGGAAAAGUACAAGUCUGCAGUGAGACAGCUCUUUAAAAGUAAAGGGAAGCGAUACGUCCUGUUUGAAAGGAAUUAUAGGAGUCAUCACCUUCAGCUACAGGUUGUUCCUGUACCUCUCAGCUGUUGCACUACCGAGGACAUCAAGGAGGCCUUUAUCACCCAGGCUCAGGAGCAGCAGAUUGAGCUGCUAGAAAUACCAGAACACUCAGAUAUCCAGCAGAUUGCACAGCCCGGAGCACCAUAUUUUUAUGUGGAGUUGGACACAGGAGAGAAGCUUUUCCACAGAAUUAAGAAGAGUUUUCCCUUACAUUUUGGAAGGGAGGUUUUGGCAAGUGAGGCCAUCCUCAACAUUCCCGAGAAGUCUGACUGGAAGCAGUGCCCUCGGAGCCGAGAAGAGGAGGAAGCUCUAGCCCGCUUGUUCCGGAAGCAUUUCCAGCCCUUUGACUUUGCACAGGAGGACUGACAGGAGUUCUUUCCAGAAUUACAAAAGAGAACCAGGGACCUGUCUUAAAAGUCAGCUUGGGCAUCCCGCAGGAGCUGUUUCCCUCGGUUCUAAGCCACAUCUUCUGUCUUCUCACCACUGAGUCUCCUGCUGAGCACUGAGAAUUGGAGCUCUGAGGCUCCUUCUGGCACAGGAGGCAGCAAUGCUGCUUGGAGGGAUGAAGCAAAUUCCAGAACAAAUAGCCUUGCCUGUUAAUAGCAUCUCUUUUAGAUUUCUGAUACAAAUAGCCAUUAUUCAUAUUUUGAUUUUUUUUAACUACCAAAAUAAAAAUCUACUUUGCUUGAGGGA
Molecule: messenger RNA, 2479 nt
Organism: Monodelphis domestica (gray short-tailed opossum)
Lineage: Eukaryota; Metazoa; Chordata; Mammalia; Didelphimorphia; Didelphidae
Gene: CWF19L1
Product: CWF19 like cell cycle control factor 1
Biological process (GO): mRNA splicing, via spliceosome
Cellular component (GO): post-mRNA release spliceosomal complex
Molecular function (GO): RNA lariat debranching enzyme activator activity
Source: RefSeq, a predicted model, not a curated record